Molecule: messenger RNA, 3381 nt
Organism: Sparassis crispa
Lineage: Eukaryota; Fungi; Basidiomycota; Agaricomycetes; Polyporales; Sparassidaceae
Product: Nitrite reductase [NAD(P)H]
Exons: 27
Coding region: 1-3381 (1126 amino acids)
Molecular function (GO): nitrite reductase [NAD(P)H] activity; heme binding; 2 iron, 2 sulfur cluster binding
Source: RefSeq, a predicted model, not a curated record
AUGUCAGCGAUUGUGGAACGGAAGACGAUUUUUGUGGUUGGUCUUGGAAUGGUUGGGAUAGCCUUCGUCGAGAAAUUGCUGAACCUGGAUAAGGGCAAGAAGUACCGUGUUGUGACAUGUGGGGAGGAAACACAUCUUGCCUACAAUAGAGUCGCCUUGACAGAAUAUUUUCAGCAUCGCAGUGUAGAGAAGCUCUACUUAAACUCAGCCGAAUGGUACGCACAGCAGGACCCAGAUAGAUUCACUUUCUACAUCGGCGAAACUGUCACUGCACUUGAUUCAGAGGCACACACUGUUACGACUGACAAAAACCGGUCGAUCAGAUAUGACUACUGCGUCCUCGCUACGGGAUCUGACGCGGCACUCCCUGGUUAUGCCAAUCCCAACAUUCCCGGCGUAUCCGUCUACCGCAACAUCUCGGACAUGAACAAACUUUUAGCCUACGUAGAAAAGGAGAACGUGAAGGGCAUUGCUGCGGUGGUAUUGGGUGGCGGUCUUCUGGGACUGGAGGCAGCAAAAGCCGUAUACGACUUGGACACUGUCGAUAGCGUCACGAUCAUCCACCGCCAGGGCUUUCCGCUCUCGCGCCAGCUUGACCACCAGGGCGGCGAGAUCGUGCUCCGCCGGAUCGAAGCCAUGGGCGUCACGUUCCGUGGCAACACGUCUGUCGUACGGCUUGUGACAGAUGGUGACGGGGCACUGUCGGGGGUUGAAACUCACGAUGGCGCUGUCGUGUCAUGCAAAGUCGCAAUAUUCGCUAUUGGGAUCACGCCCAGAGACGACCUUGCGCGUGUCUCGGGCAUCAGAUGCGUCGAACGUCGGGGUAUUGCCGUAGACGACCACCUUGCGACCAGUGCUAAUGAUGUGUUUGCGAUCGGUGAGUGCGCGAGUUGGAAGGGGAACACGUACGGCUUGAUCGCUCCUGGUAUUGAGAUGGCGGACAUAUUGGCAUUCAACUUUACGCAGACGCAGACCGAUGUGGGGGAUUUCAGGCCGCGAACGAUGAACAACCCCGACCUAUCCACAAAGCUCAAGCUCAUGGGCGUGGACGUCGCAUCAUUCGGCGACUUCUUUGCCGAGAGACGUCGUGCGCACCCCAACGCCGAACACCCUAACGCCGAACACCCUGCCGUGAAAGUUUCAAUUCCGCCGGUUGCAGAAGCCAUUCCGAUCUCUCGCAAGCAACCCAGCCCUAACAAACCGCGCACUUGGGAAAUCACUGCCAACGCGCUGUCGUCUACCAGCAAGCACACAUCUGAAUCUACGCCCAGCGAUGCCUCUUCGCCGAAGAAGAGGCAUGGGCCUUCCGCUGCAGUAGCAGAGGGCCCGACGGAGGCGCUGACGUACCGCGAUCCUUUUGCGGGUGUGUACAAGAAGUACAUCUUCAGUGCGGACGGGCAGUACAUUAUUGGCGGGAUGAUGGUCGGCGACACGUCAGACUACAUCAAGCUCGUUGCGCUUGUGAAGAAGAGAAAAGCACUCGAGGUACCGCCCUCACAAUUUAUUCUGGGAUCCGGAAAGGAUGCAGACGACGCUGGUGCGGAUUUGGAUGAUGACGCUCAAAUAUGCAGUUGUCAUAAUGUGACCAAAGGCCGGAUUGUGCAAUGCAUCAAAGAUGGCGCGCAAAGCAUUCCCGAUGUCAAGGCGCAAACGAAGGCAGGAAAUGGUUGCGGAGGAUGCAUGCCAUUCCUUACUAACCUGUUUAAGGCAGAGAUGGUGAAGGCAGGCAACGCCGUGAGCAACAACCUCUGUCCCCACUUCGCAAUGUCUCGAGCCGAUUUAUUCAACGUAGUCAAAAUCAAAAAACUGAAGACGUUGACGGCAAUCAUGAGGGCUGUUGGUGUAAACGAGGAGUCGAUCGGCUGCGAAGUGUGCAAACCCGCAGUUGGAAGUAUUCUGUCGUCCCUUUUCAACGAACAUAUUAUGGAUCCCGUUCAUCACGCAAACCAGGAUACGAAUGACAGGUUCAUGGCAAACAUGCAAAGGAAUGGCACGUUCUCCGUAGUGCCGCGAAUCCCAGCGGGAGAGGUUACACCUGAUAAACUGAUUGUCCUGGGGCAAGUUGCGAAGAAAUAUGGUUUAUAUACCAAGAUCACGGGCGGACAACGAGUGGAUAUGUUUGGCGCACAGAAGGCAGAUCUGCCCUCUAUUUGGAAGGAAUUGGUUGACGCAGGCUUUGAAAGCGGCCACGCUUACGGAAAAGCGCUACGCACUGUGAAAUCGUGCGUCGGCACAUCUUGGUGUCGGUAUGGUAUUGGCGACUCCGUAGGAUUGGCCGUACAGCUCGAACAUCGGUACAAAGGUGUACGAUCACCGCAUAAAUUCAAAGGAGGUGUGAGCGGUUGUGUGCGAGAAUGUGCUGAGGCACAGGGCAAAGACUUCGGACUCAUCGCAACGGACAAAGGAUGGAACAUAUUUGUCUGUGGAAACGGAGGCGUACAUCCGAAACAUGCGACUCUGCUCGUCAACGAUGUCCCGCCGUCCAAAGUCGUCAAAAUUCUGGAUCGCUUUAUCAUGUACUACAUUCGGACUGCUGAUAAGCUCAUGCGCACGUCUCGGUGGCUUGAGGAGAUGGAAGGAGGGAUCGAGAAAUUGCGGAAGGUGCUUUUGGAUGAUGAGCUCGGCAUCUGCGAUGAUCUGGAGCAUGAGAUGGAGGAGCUCAUCGGGACCUAUCAAGAUGAGUGGAAAGCUGUCGUGGACAAUCCUGGGCGCCAGAAACAAUUCCGUCAAUUCGUCAAUUCGGAUGAACGCCAAAUGCAAAUUGAACAAAUCACCGAGCGUGGACAGCGCCGACCCGCAAAUUGGGCCAAAGUCUUCCCUUCCGUGCACCUGCAACACAGCGACGUGGGGACACCGAAGAGCGAGUGGAAGUGGCAGCCCAUGGCUAAGGUCCAUGACCUAACGCCGACUGAUGCGGGAACAACUUCCGCCGCCGUGAAGUACGGGGACAGCCAAAUUGCCAUUUUCUACGUCCCGCGACGCGGUUACUUUGCGACUCAGCAGAUGUGUCCGCACAAACGCGCGUUUGUGCUUGAACACGGCAUCAUCGGAGAUGAUCCUAAGAGCGGUGCUCUCUACGUGUCCUGCCCAAUGCAUAAACGCAACUUCACACUCGCCUCUGGCAAGUGUCUGAAUGAUGAUUCUUAUAGCAUUCUCGCGUUCGACGUUCGAAAUGAAGGAGACAAUAUCUUGCUGUUCCUUCCUGAUGCAGACGAGCUCGAUUUUGUCAUAGGGACCAGCAAAUGGAUGGUCCGGCAGACGACCGCCGAAUUGAUUGAACAGGGACACGAAGGCGGGAUAGAGAUUGUGGGUCCUCAGGAGGAUGCAAUUGAGGGCGGUUGUGUUACAUCCUCAUGCAAUAACAGUCAACUGGAAUGGUGA